CAUUUUUAAGACGCUGUCGCUUUUUCAGACACUAUUGUGUCUUAUUCGUGUCAUUUUUUUAGACUUUUAUGCAAAAUAUAUUGUUUUUAUCAAAUGUCUUUUGACGAGUCGUUUGUUUAUGAUCAUGAAGAAAUCCGAUAAAAUGCAGUUUGCUUCUCUUUUUUCCAAGUUUGUAGGAUUUUGCAAACUUGCAGUUACAACUACCCGUAUUCCGCCGUUUCGUCCCACUUUCUUCGCCCUAGUCCUGCGAAUGUAGGUCUCCCCACUAAGUGUCUGUUACUGCUACCACCAGGUAAUACUUCGAGAUCGUGGGAGGGAGUUGUACGCGAAUGUCAUACUAGCGCUAACACAUUCAGUCGUUCGAUCGGCUAGUUCGGUUUGUUCAACUAAUAGAUAGUGCCUUAUAAUUAUGGACACACCAUUCGCGCGCAAAAAAUCUGAUCAGUCGAUCGAUUCUGGCGAACGGUAUCGGUCAAGUUAAGGAUAUCAAUCCAUUUUUUAACGGACAAUUUUUGCGUAGAGUUUAAAGUAUCUUCGCAAAAUUUACUGUUUUUCUUCCAUAAAAAUACAUAUAUGAUGUGCCAAAUAAUAUUUCAAGUAACGCGACGGGGUAAGUUCGGCUUCAUUUGAAGCAAACUUUUCGAAGGGACCGAUUCAUUAUGUGAGUGUAUUUUUUUUUAUUUUAGAAUCUUCUUCAAAAGAUCGCUAUACGUUUCUGCAGAUGGCUAGAUAAUGUUCAUAUUUGUACGAGGACUUCGAAAAAACUUUGUGCAUCGUAAAGGCAAUUUUAAAACAUAUGAUAUGAAAAAUUUAAGAAACUAUAAAACCGCGUAUUAUGCGGCAAUUACAAACGUGGAUUGCACGAGUUCAUUUAUACAUACGUGGCACAUCACAUUAUUUUCAAAUAAAGUGACAAAUGGAACGAAGCUAUGUGGAGAUCCACAAUAAAUUGACUUCCAUCAUCAAUUGUUGAUUGAUAAUGGCAUAAAUCACUUGCGGUGUACAAUCACUCUCUAGAUGCGAAUAUAUUUUUUAUUUGUUAGUUUUGAUAUAGUUUGCAAACAAAAUUUUAUGUUGUGUCUCCGUUUGUUCGCAUUAUACUUGACUAAUAACAUAAUAAAACGGAAGGAAGAUCGAUAGUUCGAAGGAAAAUGUAUUCGGUGUGCUUAACGGCUUUCUUUAUCGUGUCGAUAUGCAACUUGACCGUUCAGCAGCCAACGUUCUUCAGAAGCACAUUCAAGGGGUUGAGCGGUCUCACACCAAGCGCCGUUGCACUCAUGAAAGACGAGAUACGAGCCGUUUAUUAUCAUGAACAGACAGUGGCGGUAGUCGAUCUCGGACCGAGAAAUGAACUACAUGAUUGUAAUAUAAUCGAAGUAUAUGAGCCGUCUGAGGCUACAGAAGUUUUGCGAAACUUAUCAAUGACUUUAUAUCCACAAAUGGUGUCCUUCCAGGAGAUAACGAGACUCAUGCAACAAUGUGAAUUGUUGGACAAAUUACAGGUGGAGGCCACGUCCACUUUGCCUACAAACGCAUUAAGUAGAGGAACUCGCAUAGCCGCGAGUUCCAUAACUCUGUUUUCCGGCAUUCUGCCAGGUACAAAAUGGUGCGGCACGGGCGACAUAGCCGAAAAUUAUCAUGACUUGGGCGAUUUACCUCAUAUUGAUAGAUGUUGUCGUAAUCACGAUCUCUGUCCAAUAAAAGUACGAGCCCAACAGACCCGAUACAAUCUCACUAAUUAUUCAAUAUUCACUAAAUCACAUUGUACUUGCGACCAAACUCUUUAUCAAUGUUUAAAAGCUGCUAACCAUCCAACAGCAAAUUUUAUGGGACAAAUAUACUUUAAUAUCGUUAAAGUGCCGUGUAUAGAAGAUAUCGGAAGAAAUCGAUAUCCAUUAAGAAAAUUUGUACCUGUAAAAAGGGAAUAUUAAUUAUAAGAUACUAGC
Acromyrmex echinatior (Panamanian leafcutter ant) is the source of this 1946-nucleotide messenger RNA. RefSeq lists its product as uncharacterized. Lineage: Eukaryota; Metazoa; Arthropoda; Insecta; Hymenoptera; Formicidae. The record is from RefSeq and is a predicted model, not a curated record. Gene Ontology annotation, biological process: arachidonate secretion; phospholipid metabolic process. Gene Ontology annotation, molecular function: A2-type glycerophospholipase activity.